AUGGCUUCAAACUUGUGGUCAGAGGAUCGGUUUAGCUGUCCAGUGUGUCUGGAGCUAUUGAAGGACCCAGUCGCUAUUCCAUGUGGACACAGUUACUGUAUGGGGUGUAUUAAGAACUGCUGGGAUCAGACUGAUCAUACAGGUGUCUACAGCUGCCCCCAGUGCAGAGAGACCUUUACCCCAAGGCCUGUUCUAGGCAGAAACACCAUGCUGGCCGAAGUUGUGGAGGAAUUAAAGAAGACAGGACUCAAUCCUCCUCCUGCUCAACGUUAUGCUGGACCUGGAGAUGUGCCGUGUGAUUUCUGCACUGGGAGAAAGUUCAAAGCUGUGAAAUCCUGUUUGACGUGCCUGGCCUCUUACUGUGAAACACACGUCAAGCCACACUAUGAGGGGGCUGCUUUCAAGAGGCACAAGCUGAUCAAUGCAACUGGAAAUCUGGAGCAGAAGCUUUGUGCUGAACACCAAAAGGUUUUGGAGGUCUUCUGUAGAACCGAUCAGACGUGUAUUUGCUUGUUGUGUACACAGGAUGAACACAAGACUCAUGAUACAGUCUCAGCUGAGACAGAAAGGACUGGGAAACAGGUAAGGGUUUGAACCAUUUCCUUGUAGCUAUCCUAGAAGAUAAGAAUUCCCAGGGAUAUUUAACAUGUCUGUUUACUAGGUUAUACAGUUUCACAUUAGAUCAGAUUUGAAUUGUAUAUUAAGAGCUAUUUAAAGAGCCCUAGUUUUUUAAUUGCUCUCUCUAAACUAUGAUGUAUUACAAUGUAUUUCAGGGUGUAACAGGGGCGUUGUUAUGGGUGUGGCUAUCGCUGAUUGACAGGAGAGACACAGGUGGUUUUCUUUGAUAGAAAAACACAAAACAUUCAAAACAAAACACUGCUCGAAAACAACUAGAAAAUAGAAGUUUACCAAACAAGAAAGGAGUUCCCGCUCCAGGAGCAGCCCCCGACACCUCCUCUCUAGACUUGGGAGGGAUUAAAAUCCCCUAAACUUGUUCCCUAUUCCUUCCAGUGCUAGCGAGCCUGGUUAACUCACACAGUGAUCCGAGAUACAUUUUCCUCUUGUGUUUUUCUCCCCCUGGUUAACACACGCAGUCGUGAGGAUCCUACAGCAACACUCUCCUUCCCAGACAGUCUGUAUCCCUGCUUGAACCAAGAAACUGGCUUUUCAGCCC
Polyodon spathula (Mississippi paddlefish) is the source of this 1174-nucleotide messenger RNA. Its product is annotated as E3 ubiquitin/ISG15 ligase TRIM25-like. Lineage: Eukaryota; Metazoa; Chordata; Actinopteri; Acipenseriformes; Polyodontidae. Gene Ontology annotation, molecular function: zinc ion binding. The coding region runs from base 1 to 594 and encodes 197 amino acids. The transcript has a single exon. The record is from RefSeq and is a predicted model, not a curated record.